AGAUUUCGACAGCGCGUGUCGAUACGUCACUUUGGAGGAAGUUGGGCGUGGGCGUUGGAGAGUUGGGCUCCAAUCAUCCAAUGGCUGCCCAACCGGUGUGAGAAUGUGCUUUCAAUUUCAACCGAACUCCGCAACUCAUCUCAUCCUAUAAAGACCCUCUGCAUACACAUCACAGCGCAGAUAUAGAUCAUAAGAAUGAUUGCGCGAACAGUUGGCUUCCGGGCGAGCCGCUCGAGCCUUAUGCACGUAACCGUGGGGCCUAGAGCAUCUCGAGCUCAGCCUCUAGCUGCUGUCCGCAGCGCAACAACCAGCUCUGGACCGCUGCCGCCAUCGCCGAGGUGGCGAAGCCGAGUUGGAACAGCCGUGUUGGGAGCGGGCCUAGUCGGGACUGCUUGUGCGCUGCUUUUCACGGCGGUGGUCGCUGCGGAAGAAGCUAAGGAGGAGCCGCACUUUCCGGCUGUCGUCCCAUCAAAUGACUCCUCGCAGGGGAGGAGCUACCCAGCCACGGUGAUAAUUAAUGGCAAGGAGCUACCGGUUGCCACCCGUAUCGGAGACGACUCUGCAGACUUGGAUAAGCCACGUCUGGUGGUGCUGGGCAGCGGAUGGGGAUCUACGAGUGUCAUCAAGGAUCUGCAACAAAACGGCUACUAUACCGUGGUGAUAUCACCGACGAACUACUUCCUCUUCACGCCACUCCUGCCAGAGGCCACCACGGGAACAGCCGAACCCAGAAGUCUGACAGAAAGCAUGCGCAGAAUCUGUCGGAAAUCGCGCGCUCAUUUCUGUGAGGCCGCGGCAUACGACGUUCACUUCGAUAUCAAGAUGAUUGAAGUGGUGGGCGGCGAUGGAAAGCAUUUCCUAGUCCCUUACGACAAGCUCGUCAUCGGGGUAGGGGCCAUCAACAACACAUUCGGAGUGCCGGGAGUCCGGGAGAAUGCACAGUUCUUGAAGAACAUCAACGACGCGUUGGGGCUUCGUACCAAGCUCUUAACGAAUUUUGAGAAGGCGGCAUUGCCAACGACUUCCGAAGAGGAGCGAAAAAGACUGUUGAGUUUCGUGAUAGCGGGCGGAGGCCCCACUGGAGUGGAAUACGCGGCCGAAUUGUACGAUUUCCUUCAUAAUGAUCUUUCUGUAUAUUUCCCCGAGCUGUGCGGUCACACAGCACACGUCACCAUCGUCCAAAGCGCCGACCACAUUCUGAACACAUUCUCGGCCACCAUAUCCAAGUACGCCGAGGAACAUUUCCGGAAACACAACGUCGAAAUCAUCACGAAUGCCCGUGUCACGAAAGUUGAUCCUGGCGUUCUGACCUUCCGCGCCAAAAACGCAAAGCCCGGCGAAAAGGACACCUUCGAUAUUCCUUUCGGAAUUUGUGUAUGGAGCACCGGCAUCGGUCUCAACGACUUCACCAAGCGCCUCGUAGAUAAGCUCACCGCGCAAGAUCAUAAACGCGCGAUAGAGGUAGACUCCAGACUGAGAGUAAAGGGCACAGAAGGCGUAUACGCCCUUGGCGAUUGUGCGACGAUAGAACACCCGAACAUGUUGGCUCUCAUCAAGGGAAGUUUCAAGGACUAUGGGAAAGAGGAACUCAACUACGAUGAGUUUCAAGCGGUGAUGCGGAAGGUAGUCGACCGGUUCCCGGAGACGGCCACCCAUCUGGUCGAGAUGGAACGCCUGUUCAAGAAGUACGACGCGGAUAACAAUUACUCGUUGGAUAUCAAAGAGCUGGAGAAACUAGUCGACGAAGUCAAAAGCAAGCUAACAUCCCUACCAGCGACAGCGCAAGUAGCCCGCCAACAGGGUGAAUACCUCGCCAAGAAGUUUAACCAGCAGGCGUUCGGGUCAGCCAACUCCACGUCCUCCGGGGCGCUGCAGAUGAUUGAGGCGGCGAGCAAGCCGUUUUGUUAUAGGCACUUUGGGUCGUUUUCUUAUAUCGGUGGAGACUCAGCGGUCGUCGACCUAGCCAGCGGCCAAUCCGUGAACGGGUUCGGCGCCUUCUUGCUCUGGCGCGGCGCGUACCUCGCGAAACAGGUCUCGUUCCGCACCCGCUUCCUUCUGGCUGUGGAUUGGUGCAAAAGCAUCGUGUUCGGAAGGGACAUCACGAACCUAAGCGUCACCCAAACCACAACCCACGACGCGUCCGGGAUCACCGUCCCGCGGCCCCUCUAGUGCUCUAAUUUCGAGUCACAGGCCAGUUUCCCGCUCACCUCAUGCAUAUCAACAUAGCAAUUUCAUAUCCACAGAUGUAGUAGCCCGCAAUGUAACCUAUAGCUCGCUAG
This is a messenger RNA of Fimicolochytrium jonesii, 2279 nucleotides long. RefSeq lists its product as uncharacterized. NCBI's taxonomy places the organism in Eukaryota, Fungi, Chytridiomycota, Chytridiomycetes, Spizellomycetales, Powellomycetaceae. Gene Ontology annotation, molecular function: calcium ion binding; NADH dehydrogenase activity. The transcript has 21 exons. The record is from RefSeq and is a predicted model, not a curated record. Bases 196 to 2169 code for a protein of 657 amino acids.